GACAAAACAGUAUCCAUCGCUGCAGCUCGGCUGUGUUACAUUUGACCUCAAAGCUCCAGUGAAUUCAAGGGAUAUUAAAACAAUGACACAGCAGAAGUGCCAGCAAUCUGCAGGAUAUAAAGACAGAAGCAGCAGAGGUGGCUCAACACACCAGCUGAUCCUGAACCAGGCUACACUCCCGGUUCAUCAUCAUCAUCAUCAUCAUCAUCAUCAUCAUCAGCAUGAAGGCUUUCAGCGUGUCUCUGACACUCUGCACCUUUCUGAUCUUAAGCGAUGCCUACCCGAUCAACCCCACCAGCCCCAUUUUUGACAAUGGGGGCCUCUGUGAACAAAUGAGAAAUCACAGCCAGGGCCUGAUUGGAGAGUUUGUCCCACAGUGUGAUGCUAACGGGAACUUCCUCCCGCAGCAGUGCUGGGCGUCCACCGGAUACUGCUGGUGCGUCAAUGUCAUCACGGGGGAGGAGAUACCGAACACGAAGACACCACCGGGUGUCACACGUGUUCAAUGUGGCAGGAACUCCUGCCCAAAGGAUUGGUCCCGCCUUGGAAAACGAUGUUUCGUCUUCAUCGACAGCCCGAAGACUUGGUCUGAAGCCGAGGGUUACUGCCUGUUUGAAGGAGCCAACCUGGCGUCGGUCCACAGUAAUGAGGAGAAUAAUUUCAUUCGGAUUUUGACCAGAGGAGACACCCACAAAUUCCCCCUAACAUGGAUCGGUGGCAGCGAUUGCAUUCAGUCCGGUUUUUGGAUGUGGACUGACGGCACCAUGUUUAACUACGAAAACUGGUCCACGAAACUGGACUACAAUAUGGAAGACAAAAGGAGAACAAUGCACUGUCUGGAGAUGAAUUAUGGAUAUCGCAAGAAGUGGGCCACCGCCUCCUGCAAUGACACUCUCCCUUUUGUUUGUGCCAAGGAGAUCUGACACAUCUGAGGAGGCCCGAAGAGCGAGAUCUAACAGUCUGAGUAACGUAACCUCACUAUGUAAUCACACUGUGGGAUCCAGAUCCAUUUACAGGUCCCACGAACUCUCUGAUUUCUUUCUAGUUAGACAAGUUUAGCACGAUCCACUAUCAAUCCUGUAACAUGAUGGUUGUUUAACAGACAUUGUGUUCAUGAUGUUAGUGUAUUUUGUUUAACGCACAAAUUAGUCUCAGCUAAAUUGGAGAGGAGGCUCUUCUGUCUGUGUGAGGGAGACGACAGGAAGUGCAGUUUUGGAAAUCUGUUCUGUGUUUGAACGAGGAUGAAGUAAGAGAGAUAUGAGUGAGCAAAUCAGGGAAGGUAGAAUAGCUAGUGCAUCCUGUCAGUGAGCAGAGGAGUCCUUUCUUUAAGAAAAAGCUGAGAUAGGGAUGUUAAUCAAUGAUAUGCAUUAAAAAAACUCACUUGGGUCUAGCUCCGUUCCAAAAUAAUAUGAUCAAUGAAACAGUGUCUUCCACUUGUCAGAGCAACAAUUAAGUACUGUACUAAGCCAACAUAAUUAAUAAGUAAUACAAUCAGAAAGAAAUCUGUUCAAAUGGGGAACCAAAGACUUUUGAACACCUGUUUCUUUAACAUGUUUAUACUGUAAGAAAUUAACAAUAAAAGCUCAUUGUCACAAAGACCUAGGCACAUUUAAGGAAGGGGAGUGAAGAUGGGGAUUAAGGAUUGAAAUGGUUCAAAGCCAAUUUUAGAUGUAGGAAAUGUGUCCUGACACCGGCCAAAAUGCUGUAUAAAAAAUGACAUUUCAGCUGUCUAUGGCUGUAGUCUGUUGAUGUGUCUUGGACAGCUCGGUUUACUUGUAAACAUGUAAUUGUUUCAAAUAAA
Messenger RNA from Perca fluviatilis (European perch), 1801 nucleotides. RefSeq names its product galactose-specific lectin nattectin-like. Gene Ontology annotation, molecular function: signaling receptor activity. The transcript is spliced from 6 exons. The record is from RefSeq and is a predicted model, not a curated record. Bases 222 to 923 code for a protein of 233 amino acids. NCBI's taxonomy places the organism in Eukaryota, Metazoa, Chordata, Actinopteri, Perciformes, Percidae.